AAGUAAGAACUGCAGACAGCAGGAAGUGCCAUGAAAAAAAUGAAACGAGGUGCAGCCAUGCAGGAAAACCUCAGAUUUGCUUCAUCGGGAGAUGAUGUUAAAAUAUGGGAUGCCUCAUCUAUGACGUUGGUGGAUAAAUUCAACCCACACACAUCACCACGUGGAAUCAGCUCAUUGUGUUGGAGCAGCAAUAAUAACUUUCUAGUGACAGCAUCUUCCAGUGGCGACAAAAUAGUUGUUUCAAGUUGCAAAUGUAAACCUGUUCCACUUUUAGAGCUUGGUGAAGGGCAAAAGCAGACAUGCAUCAGUUUAAAUUCUACAUCUAUGUAUUUGGUAAGCGGAGGCCUGAAUAACACUGUUAAUAUUUGGGAUUUAAAAUCAAAAAGAGUUCAUCGAUCUCUUAAGGAUCAUAAAGAUGAAGUAACUUGUGUAACAUAUAAUUGGAAUGAUUGCUACAUUGCUUCUGGAUCUCUCAGUGGUGAAAUUAUUUUGCACAGUGUAACCACUAAUUUAUCUAGUACUCCUUUUGGCCAUGGUAGUAACCAGUCUGUUCGGCACUUAAAGUACUCCUUGUUUAAGAAAUCGCUACUGGGCAGUGUUUUGGAUAACGGAGUAGUUACUCUCUGGGAUGUGAAUGGUCAGAGUCCGUACCAUAACUUUGGCAGUACACAUAAAGCUCCAGCUUCAGGCAUCUGUUUUUCUCCUGUCAAUGAACUGCUGUUUGUAACUAUAGGCUUGGAUAAAAGAAUCAUUCUCUAUGACACUUCAAGUAAGAAGCUGGUGAAAACUUUAGUGGCUGAUGCUCCUCUCACUGCAGUAGAUUUCAUGCCCGAUGGAGCCACAUUGGCGAUUGGAUCUUCCCGUGGGAAAAUAUAUCAGUAUGAUUUAAGGACGUUGAAAUCACCCGUUAAAACCAUCAGUGCUCACAAGACAUCUGUGCAGUGUAUAGCAUUUCAGUACUCCACUCCUCUUUCUAAGUCAAGUUUAAAUAAAGGCUGUUCAACUAAGCCCACAGCUGUGAGCAAACGAAGCAUUAAUGUGAGCGCCGCUAGUGGAGGAGUUCCGAAUUCCGGAAUUGUCAAAGAAGUGAGCACCCCUUCCAUUGCCACGGUUCUGCCACAGCCCAUGACAACCGUUGUGGGGAAAGGAACAGUUGCUGUGCAAGACAAAGCAGGACAAGUACUUGACUUGGACAAAAAUGUGUUUUGGUGCCUUCUCAGUUUGCCUCGAAGCAUAAAUACAGAUAUUUUAACUAAGGAAACAGACAGUGGAAAAAAUCAGGAUUUCUCUAGCUUUGAUGAUACUGGAAAAAGUAGUUUAGGUGACAUGUUCUCACCUAUCAGAGAUGAUGCUGUAGUUAACAAGGGAGGUGAUGAGUCCGUAGGCAAAGGAGAUGGCCUUGACUUUUUACCACAAUUGAACUCAGUGUUUCCUCCAAGAAAAAAUCCAGUAGCUUCCAGUGCUGCAAUACUGCAUUCUAGUCCUCUGAAUGUCUUUUUGGGCUCUCCAGGGAAAGAAGAAAAUGAAAAUCAUGAUCUGACAGCUGAAUCUAAGAAAAUCUAUCUGGGUAAACAGGAACCUAAGGACUCCUUCAAACAGUUUGCACAGUUGAUCUCUGGUGCUGAUACUGGAAAUCUGAAUACCUCUCCAUCAUCUAAUCAAACGAGAAGUCCUGAGAAAUUUGAAAAGCCGGAGAAAGAAAUUGAAGCCCAGUUAAUACAUGAAGCCCCGGUCAAUGGAUCCUCAACUCCAAAUCCAAAGAUAGCAUCCUCUGUCAGUGCUGGAGUUGCCAGUUCACUAUCAGAAAAAAUAGCUGAUACUAUUGGAAAUAAUCGGCCAAAUGCACCAUUGACAUCUGUUCAAAUCCGUUUUAUUCAGAACAUGAUACAGGAAACAUUGGAUGACUUUAGAGAAGCAUGCCAUAGGGACAUUGUGAAUUUGCAAGUGGAGAUGAUUAAACAGUUUCAUAUGCAAUUGAAUGAAAUGCACUCUUUGUUGGAGAGAUACUCAGUGAAUGAAGGUUUAGUGGCUGAAAUUGAAAGACUACGAGAAGAAAACAAAAGGCUACGGGCACACUUUUGAAAUUUCAGUGAAUACCUUAAUGUUUUGUAAUUCGAGAAGUUUUUGGCAACACAGAACUUUGUGAAAUCAGUAUUGUUUUCAUGGCCUCUGGGAAAAAAUUUUUUUUCAAGUAAAAGCGUGAUGGAAUUUUAUACCAACCACUAUUUCAUCUUCUCUGACUGUCAAAAAAUAUUUAUAUUUUUAUAUUAAAAACUGUACAAUGUCAUCAAGUAGGAAACCAACAGGAUCUUUAUUUUCUGAAAGCUUUAGCUAUACACUAAGUGCCCUUUUUCAUAAGAGUAGAAAACUGUGCAAAAAAAGGUUAUGUAUGUUUUUUAAUCUCCUUUUUUAACAGAUAUAUUUUUGAUUGACAUUUGUCUUCCAAAUUUUUUUGGAUGUUUGAGGAUUAAAGAGUUUGAUAUGCCUUCUAUUUUUAUGAAAGUAAUUUUCAAAUGGCAAUUGGUAUUUCUAAGCAGUUGACUAAUAAAAUACAAGGUUGGUUAGUAAUUAUUUUGUUAGCUUGAUGAAGUCAAGUAUGACUAUUAUUUAUUACUUGUACAUUUGAUAAGACAAUUUUUGGAAUUUUGAAUUGCACAGAUUACAUUAUACCUAUUGUGUUUAUGUUACUGUAUAAUACUUCUGACAAAUCUCUACUCCUGGUUGAUUUUUUUUUUUAGUUAACUUAACUUUACCUAUGAUAACUUUUAAAAGUUUAUAAGACUUAAGCAGAGCUGAAUUUCUCAUGAUUAUUUCAUGAAUUAAUAAAUACAAAAUUAUACAGUAAAGUUUCAGUCAACAUGAUUAACUUACAAUCAGUGAAAAUUUCAUAUUAGAUACUACUACAGUAUUAUUACCUUGUAUUUUCCCAGAUGAGAAGUGUGGAUUAUUUUGUUUUGUGGCCUGUAUCAUUAACUUUCUAUAAUUCUUUGUGUGCUGUGUGUAUUAUUUUUAUUGACCUUACCAUAAAAUUUAGGAAGGUUAAUUGUCAAAAGAAUUUAUACCUCUGACAACAGGUGGAUGUGUACAUCUGCUUAUGUGAUCUGCAGCUUCAGUGGUGUAAGACGAGGAGGGCUACUGGCGUGUUUACCUUCUUGUAGUCUCUUCUUCCAAAGAGUUAACUAUACCUUGUAUACCGCACUCCUGCCCCAUUUUGACUUCUGAGAUGAAAAUAUUUACUAAAAUGAAAAAGAAAUCUAGCUAGCUUACUAACUUUAUGGUUUUCCAAAGCGAUGGAAAAUUUUAAGGCUAUAUUAAGUGUAAACAUACUAAUAAUUACUUUUAAGAAAUAAAAACAGAAAUAUUAUCUUUUCCCAGAAUAUAUUUGUACUGAAGCAUAAAGGGGUGCUAAUGUGAUCUUUCUCCUGACGAAUUAUAAAAGCAUUAUGACUUGUAACAAGUUUCCUUAUAUAUCAUUAUCGAACAGGUUUAGAAGACAUAUAAGUGUGUUUGCCUACAUGCUGUAUUUAGAUCCAUUAUUAUUUUCCUAUUGCCUUUUUCUAUACAUGCACUUAACGUGUAUUAAAAGAAGUGAGAUAAAUAAAACAAUUUUAGUAUCUUCAUGUGUAUAGACAAAACAUUUU
Molecule: messenger RNA, 3641 nt
Organism: Equus quagga
Lineage: Eukaryota; Metazoa; Chordata; Mammalia; Perissodactyla; Equidae
Gene: NEDD1
Product: NEDD1 gamma-tubulin ring complex targeting factor
Exons: 16
Coding region: 31-2082 (683 amino acids)
Biological process (GO): microtubule nucleation; mitotic cell cycle
Cellular component (GO): ciliary basal body; pericentriolar material; spindle pole
Molecular function (GO): gamma-tubulin binding
Source: RefSeq, a predicted model, not a curated record